UAGAAACUACUUUGAACUAAAUUUUGGAAAAUAUGCUAUUUAUCUUUGUCUCACUCGCGAAUACCAGGUUUGCUGUCUUAUUUUGAUACAACUGGCAAUGGCAACAGUGGCAACUGCUAGCUGUCAAAUAAAGAAUAAGUUGCAUUGCAUAGAUUGUAUCACUCAACAUUAUCUAAAAUGCAAGGUCUAAGCCUUCAAAGUUUAAAGAAGCAUCGAGCUCUUAUUCCCCUCUAUGUGUGUGUUGGAAUUGGGUGUGCAGGAGCUGUAGGUUACACACUACGUUUAGCUUUGCGUAAUCCUGACGUUGCCUGGGCAAAUAAAGGGGAAGGCGCCUCUAACGAGGACUACCGGUCGAAGCAAUAUAAGUUCUAUUCACCUAAUCUUGAUUAUAGCAAACUUGAAAGUCCGGCACCUAAAUACUAGUUAUCUACCCGUUGGUAGUAGUUUUGUAGCAAAACAUUAUGUGAUUAUGUACCUAUAUUAAAGUCUGUUUUAAAAUAUA
Photinus pyralis (common eastern firefly) is the source of this 502-nucleotide messenger RNA. RefSeq names its product cytochrome c oxidase subunit NDUFA4-like. Bases 178 to 423 code for a protein of 81 amino acids. The transcript has 4 exons. The record is from RefSeq and is a predicted model, not a curated record. Lineage: Eukaryota; Metazoa; Arthropoda; Insecta; Coleoptera; Lampyridae.